AUGCGCCGCAAUCCAUCCCGGAUAGGCAUAGUUUACGUUGUAAUGUUCCAGCGAUUUAGCGAACAUCCCGGCUUCGCCAGCACAACGUCGGAUUCGCAGAACGACAACAACACCACCCACCAUCAACAACAACAACAACAACAACAACAACAACAACAACAACAACAACAACAACCACAACAACAACAACAACAACAACAACAACCACAACAACAACAACAACAACAACAACCACAACAACAACCACAAUCAUUCAAUCUGCAUGGCUGA
Messenger RNA from Sordaria macrospora k-hell, 270 nucleotides. RefSeq lists its product as uncharacterized. The record is from RefSeq and is a predicted model, not a curated record. NCBI's taxonomy places the organism in Eukaryota, Fungi, Ascomycota, Sordariomycetes, Sordariales, Sordariaceae.